Marchantia polymorpha subsp. ruderalis is the source of this 1458-nucleotide messenger RNA. NCBI's taxonomy places the organism in Eukaryota, Viridiplantae, Streptophyta, Marchantiopsida, Marchantiales, Marchantiaceae. The record is from the annotation of a GenBank genome assembly.
GGUUUUGUAUGUUGACUGCUAUUCCGGUGAUUUUGUGAAACGUGGAAGGAAACCUUUUAUUCAGGUGCAGGUUCGUUCAGUGGAUGUGUGCCUUCAGUGUAGUGUAGACCGCCAUGAGAAACAUCUGCACAGUUUUAGUGCUUUUCAUCUCCUUCGCGACACGAAUUAGUGGGUGGACGAACGAUGAUCGGCUCUCGAGUAAGCUCCAGGGAACGGAUUUGUGCAGGCUAAGCGACAUUGUGAACGACAAGGAGAAGGUUGCUAUCAACGAGAUUCAGGUGGAGGAUCUUCUGUUUUCGCCUCUAGCAAGGCCAGCAGCAGCAGAGAAUCUCGUCACCAUCGGCCCUAGGGCGACAGUCGUAUCCUUGCAGAGAAACUUAAUAGGCAACGGGGCUCAUCGUGAACUUCAUACAGACAUCACAGUUGAAUACGAUGCGGAUCAAAGUUCACAGUCGGCAGAGGAUUGUGAUCUGAUUUUAAUUGAGAAGCUUUCGAAUGGGGUGUUCGCGGAUCCUUUUCAGCUCCAGCGAUUAAAGCAGCAGAAGUCCUUUAAGAAUGUUCUGAUCUUUGGGGAUGUGGACCUUGAGCGGCCUGCGAGAUCCUCCAGUCAGUCGAUCGUGGUGAUACAUCAGACCUUCGUGGAGGUAGUUGGCGUCGAACGACGACAACUUCAGUCGACUGUUGCUUUGCCAUUGCAUGCUCGGUACCCGCCUUCAAGUGCAGAUACUUACUUUCAAUUGAACCUCACCAUGCCCCAAGUGAUGGUUAAUUGUAGAAAAACAGAUGUAUCAUCGACACAACAUUCUGAGAGGACCUGCAUCCAGCCGGUCACAUUUCUGCCGUCACAGACGCUCCACUGGUUCAUACCAACGGGUUACCCUCUGCACUCCUCGUUAGUGGAUGUUUAUACAACAAGUGCUGCUCUUGCUGGGGUUGUUCUCAUUUUACUGUUCUCCAACAUGUCCAAUUGAUGUGCAAACCAAGCAGAUAAUAGACUUCGUUCUGAAUUAUUGACAAUCUGGAGUUCUGUCAACAUCAAGAAACCUAGUGCCAUUGUAGUACAUUAAAUGGGAAGCAGUCCAGGAAAGAUGCUUAUAGAUUAGAGGGUUACCAGGAUCGAUCAUUUUAGGUCGUAGUCAUGUAGCACAGAAAUCACAUUCACUUCAACAAUCUUGUCAAUUGUGCAAUAUGUUCCUCACUACGAGGGAUAUGCUUAGGCUGUGACUUUGAGAUGUUCGCUCUGCUCAAUUCGGCCUUUUACUUGCUUUGCACAAUCAUAUGUAGUUCAACUUAUUUACAGAAUUCUCCAUCAUAGGGCACUACUCUCUUUGUGGACAGACUAUCUUAGGGUGUGCGUAUCAAUCUACGAAUUCUUCGAGCUACACAAAUAAGCACAGCCUAAAGUUCAUACUGUUGUGGAUGGACCGAAUAAAGGAGCACAAUCAAAUCUUCUAUCCU